Mauremys reevesii (Reeves's turtle) is the source of this 4080-nucleotide messenger RNA. RefSeq names its product extracellular leucine rich repeat and fibronectin type III domain containing 1 (gene ELFN1). The record is from RefSeq and is a predicted model, not a curated record. The transcript has 4 exons. Gene Ontology annotation, cellular component: plasma membrane. Bases 1060 to 3450 code for a protein of 796 amino acids. Gene Ontology annotation, molecular function: protein binding. NCBI's taxonomy places the organism in Eukaryota, Metazoa, Chordata, Testudines, Geoemydidae.
GCUCUGCGGGAUGGCGCUGGGGCUCCGGAAAGGGCUGGAGGGGCCGAGACACUGCUACAGCCCAAGGCUCUGGCUCUGCGCCCGAAGACUCCUCUAGCCAAGGUUGCCCCUUCCUAACACCCAGGACAAUUAACGAGCAGCUGCUUCAGCCUGGCAUCUCCUCCAGACUGCGCCUGCCGGAGGCGUGGGGUGGGCCGCUAAUUACCCCGGAACCGGCCGGCUCCUGAGUCCCAGCCAGGCUCGGAACGGAAAGGAAACAGCAGCCCGAAAAAGUUACCGUGAAAGUUUGCAGGGAGCCCAGAGCCUGUGCUGUGGCGUGAGGACCGCGUCUGUGCCUCUCCCAAGCCCGGCCCGGCCCGAGGUUAAUCUCCCUCCCUCCUAACGUGGGGUUUUCACUACAGCCAGCUGCAAGUUCAAAUAUUGGACUUGGUGACCCAUCCUCAAGGAUCCCUAAUGUCGAAUCCCCUGUGCCCAUCAGCAAAUGCACAUGAUGAUUAGGCAACAUUCAUGACAUCAGCCGGGAAAAAUCCACUGAGCCGCAGCUUUCUGAUGUCAGGAACCAGCAGUGAGACACAGGCACAAAGGUGAGCCCAUUGACCAGACAAGGGCGCUGAGAGGGACGGACGGUACGGAGAGGCAGAUGGAGAGGAAGCCUGGUGCCAACCUGGAGAUGGGCAGCAAAAAGAAAACAAGGAGAGGCACUGUAGAAAGUGAAAGAAAAGCGUGUCUCUAAACCAGAGAGAGUCCCCUUCCAAGUACCUACCCAGACCCGCCUGACUUCAGCGGAAGCCCGACAAGAUGCCAGAAGGGCCAAUGACAUAGGAUCACCCCCCAUAAGCCUGUGGUGGUGGCACCCCGUGGGUGGUCACUGGGCAGCUUGGACAAGGAGGUUCUCAUUUUCCUUUGGCCACUUCCCACUGGAUCCAAACCAUGAGGAGAAGAGAGAGAAAAGCGAAGGUGCCCAAGGAACAUUAACCCAAGGCUUCCCUGCUUUCGGACUCAGCACCCCUCCCCGCUUCCAGCAGAUAAGGGAACUCCUUCUCCGCGUUGCCCUUCCAGAUGGCAGGUCGUCAGUGGGCAGUGACGUCAGCGCUGUGCAUGUGUGUGGCGGCCGUCUCUCUGCUGCACACUGGCGGGGUGCAGGCAGACUGCUGGCUGAUCGAGGGUGACAAGGGCUUCGUUUGGCUGGCUAUCUGCAGCCAGAACCAGCCCCCCUAUGAGUCCAUCCCUCAGCAAAUCAACAGCACCAUUGUGGAUUUGCGACUGAACGACAACAAGAUCAAAAGCGUGCAGUACUCCUCACUCAGCCGCUUCGGUAACCUGACAUACCUCAACUUGACGAAGAACGAAAUCUCCUACAUCGAGGAUGGUGCCUUCUCAGGACAGUUUAACCUCCAGGUGCUGCAGCUUGGCUACAACCGCCUGAGGAACCUGACCGAGGGAAUCCUCCGGGGCCUAGGAAAGCUGGAGUACCUCUACCUCCAGGCUAACCUCAUUGAGGCAGUCACCCCCAAUGCCUUCUGGGAGUGCCCCAACAUAGUGAACAUUGACCUGUCCAUGAACAGGAUCCAGAGACUGGACAGCAACACCUUUAGGGGCCUGAACAAACUCUCAGUCUGUGAACUCUACAGCAACCCCUUCUAUUGCUCCUGUGAACUCCUAGGCUUCCUGCAAUGGCUGGAAGGCUUCACCAACAUGACGCGCACCUAUGACCGCAUGCAGUGCGACUCCCCGCCAGACUACACUGGCUACUUCUUGCUAGGCCAAGGCCGGACCGGUUACCGCAAUGCUCUGGGCAUGCUCUCCACCCUCUGCACUGGCAGCUCCUACACCAUGAUACCUCGCUUUAUCCCACCCAGGUACCAAGUGACCACGGCUCCGUCAGAAAGCCCAUGCUCUGAGGAAGAGUGUUUCUCCGGGGACGGCACGACGCCCCAGGUCUCCCUCCACACGCCCGUGGGUGAGACGGAGAUGCGCCCCAACAUCCGGGUGAAGCAUCUCACCCACAACUCGGCCACGCUGACGGUGCAGAUCCCGUACCCGUUCAGCAAGAUGUACAUCCUGGCGCAGUACGAGAACGGCUUCUCUUCCGUCAUCACCAAGCUGAAAAAACAGAAGGAGGACAUUGAGCUGACUAACCUUGUAGCACAAAGAGACUAUACCUACUGUGUGGUCUCCCUUCACCACGUCUUAAGGUACAACCACACUUGCCUCACCCUCUCCCCAAACAAAAUGAGCAGAGAGGACCCAGUGCCCACUCCCUCCACCGCCACCCACUAUAUCAUGACGAUCCUGGGCUGCCUGUUCGGCAUGGUAAUUGUUCUGGGGGUGGUAUACUAUUGCCUCCGUAAGAGGCGUCAGCAGGAGGAGAAGCACAAGAAGGCAGCUGGGAGCAUGAAGAAGACCAUCAUCGAGCUAAAGUAUGGGCCAGAGAUGGAAACAACCAGUAUUACCCAGCUGUCCCAGGGGCAGAUGCUGGGUGGGGAGACAGUGACCCGCAUCCCCUACUUGCCCUCUGCUGGGGAAGUCGAGCAGUACAAGUUGAUAGACAGCAGCGAGACCCCCAAGACCACCAAGGGGAACUACAUGGAAGUGCGGACAGGGGAGCAGUCCGAGAGGCGAGAGUGUGAGCUGUCCAUGCCGCCUGACAGCCAGAGCUCCGUGGCUGAGAUCUCCACCAUCACCAAGGAGGUGGACAAGGUGAACCAGAUUAUCAACAACUGCAUUGAUGCCUUGAAAUCAGAGUCCACCUCCUUCCAGGGGGUGAAAUCGGGGGCGAUUUCCACCGCUGAGCCUCAGCUGGUACUCUUAUCAGAACAGAUCUCUGGCAAACAUGGCUUCCUGUCCCCUGUGUACAAGGAAAGCUACAGCCACCCGCUGCAGAGACAUCACAGCAUGGAGGUACCUCCCAAACGCUCCAGCACUUCCUCCAGCGGCUCCAUACGGAGCCCCAGAUCCUUCCGCUCUGAGGGCUCCGGCCACAAGUCAGAAGCCAAGUACAUUGAGAAGACAUCCCCGACCGCAGACACCAUACUCACUGUGACACCAGCGGCAGCCAUUCUGCGAGCAGAGGCCGAGAAGAUCCGACAGUACAGCGAACAUCGGCACUCUUACCCGGGCUCACACCAGGGGGAGCAGCACGACAGCUUGGGCGGGCGUAAGCCCUCCAUUCUGGAACCUUUGACCAGACCCCGCCCCAGAGACCUGGCCUACUCUCAGCUCUCUCCCCAGUAUCACAACCUGAGCUACAGCUCCAGCCCAGAGUACACAUGCAAACCAUCACACAGCAUCUGGGAGCGCUUCAAACUCAACCGGAAGCGGCACAAAGACGAGGAGGAAUAUAUGGCGGCCGGCCAUGCCCUGCGCAAAAAGGUCCAGUUUGCCAAAGACGAGGAUCUUCACGACAUCCUAGACUACUGGAAAGGUGUGUCUGCCCAGCACAAGUCCUGAGUCCUCACGCAGCUCGUGACUUAACACUAACUGGACCAAAAGAAACCCGCAGCAGCUAUUUUUAUCUAGACUGUCUUUCAAACAAACAAACAAACAAACAAACCAUAAAUUAUGAGAAAAAUCUAUAAUUAGUCUAUAUAAUGUAUGAGAGAGAAAGAUUACAAAAGAUCUCCUGUUUAUGAGAUACGCACCAAAUUUGAACACAAAGAGACUUAAAAAAAACAAACCUGUGGAGUGAAAAAAAAAAGUUUUUGUUUUUGUUUUUUUAAAAAAAGAAAAAAUAUAUAAAAAGGGGUGGAGGUUGGGCAGAGAUUUGAGGUCUGGAGUAUUCCAAUGUUGCAUCGCAUGAUUCCCUAUUCCGUGAUUUUGUGGAUUCUUUGUGUACAGUUUGUCUUCUUCUUUCUCCUUCCCUUCCAAACAAAACAAAAACCAAAAAGAGACCAGAAGGAGAAAGUUCCUUUGGGCUUUUUGCAAAUGGAGUCUUCCAGCUUAGACUUUCAUCCAGUCGAAGGCUCGUUCAUGUGUUUAUUCACUGGGAGGUUUUACCACAUGUUGCAUUGUAAACCGAAGUUGUCCUACUGUACAGAGAAAAUUUCUAUAUUUGCAAUGUUUGCUGUAUAACAAGAAAGA